AUGUCUUUCGGCUUUGGAGGUGGAGGAUUUGGGUCCAAUAACCAGAGCUCCGGCUUCGGUACGGGGACUGGAUUCGGCAGCUCCAACACAACUGGAGGUAGGUCUUUCCUCAUUCCCUUCAUAUCGCAUUGCUUGCGCCUUAUAUUCAAUGCGCUUUACCCUUCCUUUGUCCCCCUGCUUUGGUUUUCGCUUUUCUUCGACAAUACCCCAACAACACCGGUGCUCCUGACAUCGACCCGAAACGGCAAAGGCGACGGCGACGAUGCUUUGGCUCAACACCCUCUGCGUUCGGCAGUGGAAAUACUGGAAACACUGGCGGUAGCCUGUUCGGUGGCAACGCGUCUAGUGGCUUCGGCAGCGGUACUGGUGGAGAACCAAGGUGGUGCUCUGUUCGGUGGUCAAAAUCGCGCGGGAGGAUUUGGAACAACCAACACUUCCACGACCCCAAGUCUCUUCGGCGGUGGUGCCGCAACAAACACCGCCAAUACCGGGUUCGGUACCAGUGGUGGAUUUGGCUCUUCAACUGGCGGUGGGUUUGGCAGCAGUGCUGCUACCAACACUGCAGGGGGCCUUUUUGGAAAUAAAACGGCAGGUGGCUUCGGAUCGACCAACACCUCAACUACCGGGGGCUUCGGCACAGGUGGUGGAUUCGGAUCUGGAGCGGCCCCCACCAGCACUGGCUUUGGUGGUUCGGGUACCGCGUUUCAAGCUGGAGCCCCAGUAUGCGAGGGUACUGGAGGUACUCCUUUUAACGCGUUCACCGAGAAGGAUUCCAACUCGUCUGCAACGAACCAUUAUCAAAGCAUCAGUUUUAUGCAGCCCUAUAGCAAGUUUUCCUUCGAAGAAUUAAGGCUUGCAGAUUACCAACAAGGCCGCCGCUUUGGUAACGGAAGUGGACAAGCUGGUGGUUUCGGCACUCCGGCCUUUGGUGGAUCUACUGGUGGCUUCGGAUCUCAACAGCCCACGUCAGGAUUCGGAACCAGCACUACUACACCAUUUGGUGGAGCAACUACGGCUGCACCAAGCGGCUUCGGAGCGACCCAAACUGCUGGUGCUUUCGGCAACACCGGUGGUAGCAAUCCCUUGUUUGGCGGAAAUAAGCCUGCCAACAACAUGUUCGGGGGAGGUACAACAACAGGAACCGGGCAGACUUCCCUCUUCGGCGGAGGAUCUGCAACUGGAGCUACUGGCGGUUUCGGUAGCAGCAACACUGGAACUGGUGGUGCUUUCGGCGGUACUAGUGGCGGGCUUUUCGGCAACAACGCCCAGCAACAGAACAAGCCAGCCUUUGGCGCGGGCUCUACUGGUUCUGCAUUUGGAGGUGGCGGUUUCGGUACUCAACAAACAACCACUGCCGCCAAUCCCUUCGGAGGCACUACUGCUACUGCCUCGCCCUUUGGUCAGCAACAACAAACAGGUACCACGGCUUUUGGCGGUACCGGCUUUGGCAAUACCCAGAACCAAACCCAGAAUAAACCCGGUGGUCUUUUCGGCGGUGGUGGCGGCAGCACAUUUGGUGCCACUCCCCAGCAGCAACAGACCGGGACUGGUUUGUUCGGUAGCGGUGCUACCACCGGUGCUGCAGCUGGCGGUAAUUCCCUUUUUGGUGGGAAUCAAAAUCAACAGCAGCAGCAAGGCACUGGCUCGCUGUUUGGCGGCGGUCAAACUCAGCAGCCUGGUACCACCGGGGGUCUUUUUGGUGCCCAAAAUCAACAGCAAAAGCCAGCCGGUGGACUGUUCGGCGGCGGUACAGCAACCACCGGGAGCACAUUCGGCAGCACAUUCGGCAAUACUCAAUCCCAGCCGGCUACUGGUGGCUUGUUUGGUAACAACCAGGCACAGCAGCAGAAGCCAGGCGGUCUCUUCAGCGGGUCGACCGGCGCCGGGUCUACAGGUGGAUUGUUUGGUGCCCCAAACUCGACUAAUCAGGCUGGGGGCUCAUCACUCUUUGGUGGCAACCAAAGCCAGCAACAGCAAACUGCUGGAAGUAGCCUGUUUGGUAGCUCGCAACCAGCACAGCAAGUCCAACAGCCAGCACCUGGAAGCUUGCAAGCCUCUCUUCUUGAAGGCAACCCCUAUGGUAGUCAGUCCAUCUUCUCCGGGCUCCCGACGCCGAGUGCACCAUCACCUGGUCCUCUUGCCACGCCACUGUCCUCGAGUAUCAAGCAAAAACAGCGAACUCCCCUACCUGUUUACAAGAUUACACCCAAUGCUGCUAACCGUCUUAUUACCCCCCCCCCUAAGCGCCAGGGCUACGGGUUUUCCUACUCUACCUACGGCUCGCCUUCGAGUACCACCAGCACUCCGGGCUCUGGGAUGGGCGGCAGUCUUUUGGGAGGUAGCGGUGGCGCUGGUAGCCUUCGUGGCAGCAUCAACGGCAGCUUUGGCCGCAGCUUCAGCAAGAGCUAUUCUACCAGUAACCUUCGCAAGUCCUUCCUUCCUGAGGAUGACAGCAUUCUUAGCCCUGGGGCCCUGCAGCCUGGGAGCGCUCGCAGCAGUGGCAGCGGCCUAAAGCGACUUACCAUUGAUCGCAGCUUGAGAAAUGAUCUAUUCACACCCCGCUCUACCACACCUGCAACCAUCACGAACGGGGAUGAUUCUCACCCCGCUGACAAGCUUAAGAAAAAGGUUAGCUUUGAUUCCACUCCCUCCGAGGGCCAGCUUGUUCGUGUGGAAUCCAGGAGUCCUGAGCCUACUCCCGAUGAACUUGGCUUCCUUCGUUCUGUCCGCAAAAGUGGUAGCCUGAAUGGUAUCGAUGAAGUUUCCAAUCGUCCUGAAAUGGAAUCUACCCGCCGUGACCUGGCUGUUGUUCCAGAGAAUGAUGAGCCGACCACUGCUGGCUCUACUGUCAAGCGUCUCACGUUCAUUCCCAGCGGUGACCCCAAGCCUGGUGAAUACUGGAUGAGCCCCUCUUUCGCAGAUCUCUCCAAGAUGACCCGUGAUCAGUUGAAGAAGGUUGUAGAUUUCACUGUUGGACGUCAAAAUUGCGGACAAGUCACCUUCAAUGGUCCUGUUGACCUUACAACUAUCGAUCUGGAUAACAUCUUCGAUAAGAUAGUUGAUAUUGGCGUUCGAAAGAUCACCGUGUACCCUGAUGAGAACAUCAAGCCACCCAUGGGCAAGGGACUGAACGUGCCAUCUACGUUGAGCAUUGAGAACUCUUGGCCUCGUGGCCGUGAUAGGAAAAACCCGCUUCCUAUUACCAGUGGCCCGCUCUUCGAUAAGCACAUUGAUCGUCUGCGCAAGGUGACGGACACCGAAUUCGUCACCUAUGAGGUUGAAACUGGAACCUGGGUCUUCAACGUUCCCCACUUUACUACCUACGGCCUUGACUACGAUGAAGAUGAAGGUGAAAACCAUGAUCAAAGCACCCUUGGUGCGGGUCCUGAUGACACUCGCACCCCCAAGGCUCAGCCCGAUCACCCUCCAAGCUUUGAACAAUCAGCGACUUUUUCUAUUGACGAAUCUUUUGUCGGCUCCAUGGUCGGCGUAGAUGAUGACACCUUUGACUUCAAGAAGCGCAAGAUUGUUCCCGGAUCCUUCGGCAGCCAGGCAAUGGGAAUCGAGGACCACGAUAUGGAAUCUGAAGGCGAAACGGAUUCUUUUUUAGACCACGGCUCCACGGGUUCAACUACUGAGCAUGACGACGAUGUCACUGAAAGCCAUAUUGAUGGCGACUCAGUUGUUGGAUCAGAUGAAGAUCAGACAAUGGACAUGGCGGGUUCCUUCCCUGAUCUUCGUCGUACCGUGGAGCGGGAUGACUCCCAGAGCAUUACCAGUGAUCUUGAUACCACCUACCCUAUCUCAAAGCCCUUUGGCACACCCGAAAAGCCACGUCUCGACCUAAGUGGUGACUGGGCAGAACAGCUUCAGCGCACAAUCAGUCCUCGAAAGCAGAAUCGUGACGCUCUUCGUCAAAUUCAGGCCAAUGCUUUCACUGACCGACCUCUCCUUGAUGAUGAAUCUCUGAAUGAGAAGUCGACAAGCUCACCGAAGAAGAGUUUUUCAACCAGCAUUGACUUGAUGAAUUCUCUUUUUCAGCAGCAACCACGGAAGCAGAGUGCCCCAUCUCAGCUGAAAGCGUCCAAGUCGCAGUCCAAUGGCUUUGAGUGGCCCUACAACAAACAGCCGAAAACCUUCGCUGGUGACAGUUCACAAAUGGACAAAACCGAUGCCGCUUUCUACAACUCUUUCAAGCCUCGAUGGGGUCCGAUGGACACUAUUGUGUGCGCUAAGAACGACAUCACUGAUCCGUUGUCUGACAGUAGCCAGCGCUGGACUGAGAAAUUUUCUAUUUUCAGCGAGGGAAGAGAUAUCGCGGUCAUGAAGUACACUCCAUCCAUUACCUCGACUGAAAUGCUCGAUGUACAAAAGCAUCAAUCCACGAUCCAACGCGUUGAUGGAACUCCAUUGGUUCGUUUGUCUAAGAUUGAUUUGCGUCAGUUCGCAUUGUCGCCCGCCAAGGAUGAAGAGCGACUGGUUUGGCAGCUAGCCAAUAUCCUGUUCAACGACGACAUUGAAGAUGACAUUUCUGCCAGUGUACCCGCACAGCUCCGUUCGAAAUUUGCGCAUCGGAUCAAGAAGGAUCGCUUAACUCGUCUUUGGCAAUCUGUGAUACGUGAGAAACAUGCCCAUACCCUUGAUUCUAUUCGCUCGCCGGAGGAGCGUGCUGUUCAUCUUCUUUGCUCUCAUCGAGUUGAGGAAGCAUGCAAAACCCUAGUCGAGAGUCAAAAUCUGCAUCUGGCCACUGUGGUUGCACAGAUUGGUCGCGAUGCUAUCUCGCGGGCAGACAUGGCCAAUCAAAUUGACGUCUGGCGCCAAAGUAAUGUUCUUUCGGAGAUGAGCGAACCUGUCCGAGCUCUGUACGAAUUGGUAGCAGGCAACAGCAUUCGCAGCGAAGGCAAAUCUGGUGGUGCUCUCGAGGAUAGAGCAUCCACAUUUGUUUUUACUGAGCGCUUCGAGCUUGACUGGUUCCAAGCUUUUGGCCUUCGUCUCUGGUACGGCAUUACUGAGGACGAGCCAAUCGAAGCCGCGGUGUCCAAGUACUUGGAUGAUCUUUCUACUGGAGUCGAACCUGCCUUCCCUUACCCCUCACACUGUGCCAAUGAUCAAGCCUCCUUGCAGCCUGGCUCGGAUACAACCGGUCGUGAAUCCCCUCUGUGGGUGCUUUUGAAAGCCUAUUCGGCGGCUAAUGGCCAAGCGAACUUCCAACCUCUCGAGCUCCCCGCGGCUUUGCUUCCCGAGGCGGUCUCCGGUGAUCGACUUAAAAACCGUCUUUCAUUCCAGCUUCACCACCUCCUUGCGACCGCCAUUGGUCAGAAUGAGAUGAUCAAGAUCAACCAAGCCCAGGCCGAUCGUCUUACGUGGGACUUUGCCUCGGAGAUGCUCGCUGGUGGAGAACUUGAGAAUGUUCUCUUUGUCCUUCUUCAUCUUUCACAGACAGAAGACCGCAAGCGUGCUGUGCAGGAUACGCUUUCUCGCUUUGGUGCCUUGCUCCCUGAUCCUACAGCCCAGGACGGAUCAGGAUUCGAGUCUACCUGGCUGCAGCUGACAGUUGAACUUCAGAUCCCUGAAGCCUGGAUCUGGAUUGCCAAGGCUCUUCACGCUCGUGACAGCGGUGAUGCUAUUCGCGAGGUUGACUGCCUCAUCCGCGGCAAGCACUGGAACGAUGCCCAUGCUACCUUCUGCCGUGCCGUCGGUCCCACAGCUGUCAUCUCGCGUGACUACCAUACCCUAGAUCGACUUGUGUCUGGCUUUGGCGAUGGGCCUGAGCGCAAGAUACGCGGCUGGGCGUCUGGCGGCGGCAUCUAUGAAGAUUUCUUACGCCUGGCCACUGCUCCCCGUGGCCGCCGUGAUCCAACUCGUCUAAGCCGUUUGGUGAAUGCUCUAGUGGCCAUGGGUGACCGUGUCCGCACUGGUCAGGGUAUCCAUAGCCUGGAGGAACGUGUGGCGUUCAAGGAAAUGAGCCGCGCAGUGGCUGGCUGGAUUACCCGAGAGGAUGUUCAGUCCGUCGAAUCCUCGGCUGUCCUCGGCCUACCUCUGACUGGUGAUGCUCGUGUCCUGCAGACGGUGGAGAUGAGCCGUCGCUACUACGGCAUCAUAAUGGCAGGUGGUCAUUGA
Messenger RNA from Penicillium macrosclerotiorum, 6120 nucleotides. RefSeq names its product nucleoporin family protein. Gene Ontology annotation, molecular function: structural constituent of nuclear pore. Gene Ontology annotation, cellular component: nuclear pore; nuclear pore cytoplasmic filaments. NCBI's taxonomy places the organism in Eukaryota, Fungi, Ascomycota, Eurotiomycetes, Eurotiales, Aspergillaceae. The transcript has 6 exons. Gene Ontology annotation, biological process: protein import into nucleus; post-transcriptional tethering of RNA polymerase II gene DNA at nuclear periphery; RNA export from nucleus. Bases 1 to 6120 code for a protein of 2039 amino acids. The record is from RefSeq and is a predicted model, not a curated record.